Molecule: messenger RNA, 648 nt
Organism: Peronospora matthiolae
Lineage: Eukaryota; Oomycota; Peronosporomycetes; Peronosporales; Peronosporaceae
Source: the annotation of a GenBank genome assembly
AUGUACGACGGUGACGUCACUAAAGUCAGGGCGAGUCCGUUGCUAGUGACAGCAGCGAUUCCGUACACGGAGUCGUACAGUAGUACACUAGAGCAAAAGCAAGGGAAGGAACUUGUGGAUAGUGGAAAACAAGAGACGCAUGACCUUCUUGUCUUUCCUGAUGCUGUACGCAUCCAUAAUGUCCGACUUUCGCAGAUCUCGAUGCUAGUGCACGAAGCUUUGGAGAAAGCGGGUGACUUGACUGCAUUGCUAAAACGAGAAAAGAUGCAGUCCACGCACAUGAAAGAGGGCUACCAUAUCAUGGUGUGUGGUCAUGCUGCCAGAGACGUACGUUGCGGUUGCAAAGGUCCAGAAUUGCUGCAGUGGCUGAAUGCUUCGACUUUCGACAAACCGUUGACCUUGUGGAUAUCCAGUCACUUGGGCGGCCACCGCUUUGCAGCAACGUGUAUCGCGUACCCUACCGGUGACUGGUUUGGUCUUUUGAACGAUCCAGACAAGGCCAAAGACAUGCUCGAUGCUAUCAACGACGAGGAUCCGUUGCGGGUGUACAAUUUGUGGCGUGGACGCAUGGGUCUCACAGUGCAAGACAUGCAUCGAGCUGUCAAGGAAAGAGUUGGACGUGCGGAGGACGUUGCCUCACAGGCCUAG